This is a messenger RNA of Entamoeba nuttalli P19, 609 nucleotides long. RefSeq names its product SBDS protein C-terminal domain containing protein. The transcript has a single exon. The record is from RefSeq and is a predicted model, not a curated record. NCBI's taxonomy places the organism in Eukaryota, Evosea, Mastigamoebida, Endamoebidae. Gene Ontology annotation, biological process: ribosome biogenesis. The coding region runs from base 1 to 609 and encodes 202 amino acids.
AUGCCAUUAAAUGAAGUAUUACAAUUAACAAGAAUUUAUCAGUCAGUAGAAAAAGGAGAAGUUGCAAAAAAGAAAGAUUUAAAAGAGGCAUUCGGUAAAACAAAUGAAGAUGAAAUUAUAUUAGAAAUAUUAAAAAAUGGAGAAAUUCAAAAAGGAGAGAAAGAAAGAAAAGUACAAUUAGAUUCAUUAAAUAAAGAUAUAAUGAUUUUAUUAACACAAAAACUUAUUCAUAAAGAAACAAAAAAACCAAUUUCUAUGAAAAUGGCAGAAAAACUAAUAAAAGAUUUAAAAUAUAAUAUCGUUACUUCAAAAACAGCCAAACAACAAUCACUACUUAUUCUUAAAUUAUUAAAAAAACAUCCUGAAAUUCCAAUUGAAAGAAUGCCUAUGGUUAUUUCUGUUGAUAUUACUAAAGACCUUGAAGAAGAAAUUUUAAAUUUAAUUAAAGACCAAAUUAAAAAUCAAGUUAUUAAAGAAAGUUCUGAAACAAGAAUUAAAUAUGAAUUUAUUAUUGAUCCUAGUGCUUUUCAUGAAUUACAAACAUUCGCUGAUAAAGUAAAAGAAAAAAUGUUUCUUGAAAUUGUAUCAGUUAAUCAAGAAAUGGAUUAA